Mollisia scopiformis is the source of this 1617-nucleotide messenger RNA. Its product is annotated as putative aldehyde dehydrogenase family protein. The record is from RefSeq and is a predicted model, not a curated record. Lineage: Eukaryota; Fungi; Ascomycota; Leotiomycetes; Helotiales; Mollisiaceae. The coding region runs from base 74 to 1564 and encodes 496 amino acids. The transcript has a single exon. Gene Ontology annotation, molecular function: aldehyde dehydrogenase (NAD+) activity.
GAUCUUUUUGGGCUUCUCCUUGCCAACGUAUUUCUCUUUCACAUUCUCCUUACACCCCUAGUCGACUGCUCCGAUGUCAAAUCUACCUCACAAAUCGAACUGGAUCGAUGGCUCUCACCAGCAGCCUACACACCAGCAAAUUCACAUUAUCAAUCCCGCGACGGAAGAAAAAAUUGCAACGAUAGAUUCUACGCCAUUGGAAGCAGUCAACUCCAUCAUUGCCUCCUCAUUACAGAAUUUCUCGAGCGGCGUCUGGAGCAAAGCCAAUGCAUCGACACGCUUCGGAGUCCUUUCCAAGGCUGCAAGCUUGCUGCGCUCCCGCUUACCCGAAUUCAUCGAUCUUGAGACGCAACAAACAGGUCGACCAAUUCGGGAAAUGCGAGCACAACUUGCCCGUAUCCCUGAAUGGCUUGAGUACUUUGCCUCUCUGGCACGCACCCACGAAGGUCGUGUGACACCUUUUAAGGGCCCUGUUGUCAACACUCUCACACGUUUAGCUCUUGGUGUUGUCGUGCAGAUCACGCCUUGGAACCACCCACUUUUAAUAGCAACCAAGAAAAUCGCUGCCGCACUAGCGGCAGGAAACUCAGUCAUCGUCAAGCCAUCCGAAUCUGCGCCGUUAUCUGUAUUGGAGAUGGGUAAACUUUUCAAGGAAGCUGGACUACCUGAUGGAACUCUGCAGAUUGUUUCUGGGUACGGACGAGAAACGGGAAAGUUUCUCUGCGAAUCUCCAUUUGUUUCGAAGAUUGAUUUGACUGGCGGUCUUGCUACGUAUGAAGCAAUUGCUCCAACAGCGAGCAAGAACAUGGUUCCCAUCACCGCUGAACUAGGUGGCAAAGCGCCAGUGUGCUUCUUCCCAAGCAUGCCAAUCGAGAAAGGCGUCAAGGCCGCUCUCUUCGCAAGUUUCAUUGCAAGUGGCCAAACAUGCGUUACAGGAAGUCGUUUAUUGAUACACUCUGACAUUUAUGACGAGUUUGUCAAGUUAUUGGUAGAAAGGACAAAAGCUCUAAGGAUAGGGAACCCCGUAGAUGACAAAACCCAAAUUGGAGCUGUGAUCUCACGCACGAGUGUGGAAAGAUGUUCAGCAUUUGUUUCACGUGCCAUCUCAGAGGGAGGAAACGUACUUUGUGGUGGAGAACCAACUAGUGUAAAUGGAAAAGGGUUCUUCUUUGCGCCAACCUUGAUUGAGACGAAAUGUGGAAGCGACUUGGCAUGCAAUGAGGUCUUUGGCCCCGUCAUUGCUCUCAUCAAGUGCCAGUCUGAGGAAGAGAUCAUUAAAGUUGCGAAUGCUACCUCGUUUGCUUUGGGCGUAUCAGUAUGGACAAAUGAUUUCAGCCAGGCCCAUCGAGUUGCGGAACGGAUAGAUGCGGGGAUUGUUUGGAUCAAUGGCCAUCAUCUGAAUGACCCAUCAUCUCCUUGGGGAGGAUUCAAGGAAAGUGGGCUUGGGAAGGAGAAUGGCAUUGAAGCCUUUGAAAGUUACACAAAGGUCAAAAGCACUGUGAUUAACUAUGGCCAGGAGCCCACGUGGUUCGACGAUGAGGUAGAGAAUGCGCGUUAUGGAUAGUAUUGUUAUCCGAAGCAAUCAAUUUUCAUGCUCAGAUCCGUUCAUUGCAAGAG